AUGACAGCGAGCGGUGUGGGACUCGUGCAAGGAGGAACGGUCAACCACCGUAGCACUGAACUAUCUAGCACUGCCAGUUUAGUACAGCAGCCAGGAUCUAAUGAAGCAUCAGCACCUCCUCUACCUGCUCCAAGAACUACAGCGAGCGGUGUGGGACUCAUGCAGCAGGACACGCUAUCUGCUCUAUCUUGCGCAGCUUGGGGUCCAGGUCCUGUGGGGGGUGGUAUCGAAGAGAGUGGGUCUGCUGUGAGCACUCUGAGCGGUAGUAGAGGCAGUGGUGUCGGCGUCAGCGUCGGCGGUAACGUUCUUGGGUGGGGCGGUAGCCAAGCAGGGGGGGCUGGUCCCGCUGCUGCAGUGAGCGGUCGCGCGAAGGGUGGUGUCGGCGGCCGAGUCCCUGUGCGGAGCGGUGUGCAACCCUCACCAGGAACGGGAGUUGGUGCCCUUAACGCCAACGGCGGCAGAGGAGGUGGCAGACCUGCGCGCACUCUGAGCGGUGGUAGAGGUGGUGGUGCCGGCGUCGGCGGCCAACGCCCUGGGCGGGGCGGUAGCCAAGCAGGGGGGGCUGGUCCCGCUGCACCAGCGAAUGGCCGCGGGAGAGGCGGUGUGCAACCCUCACCAGGAACGGGAGUUGGUGCCGUUAAUGCCAGCGGUGGCAGAGGAGUCGGCAGACCUGCGCGGACAAGGACCACACUAAACCGCCGGUGCUCCGUGUGUUGUGCAUUGCCUUCAUACGGAAACCAGAAAAAGACUCUGCCUGGAGGAUAGGUGCCCGCGAUGGGCGUGUAGGGCGCGCUGCUACCACGGGUUCAACAAGGAUCUCCAACAGAAGUGCUGCGAGUGUCACAAAAGCAUCAAGACGUGGUGCGAGUGCAAAAGCUGCUCAAGGAAAACAUGGGCGGUGCCACCAGCCAACGGGGUAUCAAGGGGUACGGGUUUGGUCGCCGGAUAAGGGGGCGGUAGAGGACGAGGAGCUCCGCGGCAUGUACCCGUGAGCGUGAUUCGCUUGCCUGCAGCGGAUAGUGCUGUAAAC
This is a messenger RNA of Ectocarpus sp. CCAP 1310/34, 1030 nucleotides long. Lineage: Eukaryota; Phaeophyceae; Ectocarpales; Ectocarpaceae. The record is from the annotation of a GenBank genome assembly.